Durio zibethinus is the source of this 1609-nucleotide messenger RNA. Its product is annotated as pyruvate dehydrogenase E1 component subunit beta-1, mitochondrial. The record is from RefSeq and is a predicted model, not a curated record. Gene Ontology annotation, biological process: pyruvate decarboxylation to acetyl-CoA. Gene Ontology annotation, cellular component: pyruvate dehydrogenase complex. Lineage: Eukaryota; Viridiplantae; Streptophyta; Magnoliopsida; Malvales; Malvaceae. Gene Ontology annotation, molecular function: pyruvate dehydrogenase (acetyl-transferring) activity.
UCGAUUUUUUUCUUUUUUUUGUUUUUUUCUCAGCCCUAUUGGCAAGGCGGGAAGACUAUUUGGUACUAUUACACUACAACUGCCCCGUCGACCGUGGCCAUUGGCUCGAUUGCCGUCGUGUACCCUUUUGUUUUCUGAUUUUCUCUCAUUCGCCGUCGUUUUCACUUCAUCCUUUCAUAUCGCGGAAACAGCCAAUCCUCAUUGUCCAGACGAAGAGGAAAUGUUGGCGAUUAUUAGACAAACAGUCAGCAAUGGAGCUUCGAGAAAUCGUCCUGCAUUUUACGCAUCUAGAAGUUACUCCGCCGCCGUGAAAGAGAUGACAGUCCGAGAAGCUCUCAAUUCUGCACUUGAUGAAGAAAUGUCUGCAGAUCCCAAGGUUUUUUUAAUAGGUGAAGAGGUUGGUGAAUAUCAGGGUGCUUACAAGAUUUCCAAGGGCCUGUUGGAGAAGUAUGGCCUUGAGAGAGUUCGUGAUACCCCAAUCACAGAGGCUGGUUUUGCUGGGAUUGGAGUUGGUGCCGCUUACUAUGGCCUUAGACCUGUUGUCGAAUUUAUGACCUUUAACUUCUCUAUGCAGGCAAUUGACCAUAUCAUCAAUUCUGCUGCAAAAUCGAAUUAUAUGUCUGCUGGUCAACUCUCUGUACCAAUUGUUUUUAGGGGACCAAAUGGUGCUGCUGCUGGAGUUGGUGCUCAACAUUCCCAGUGUUAUGCUUCAUGGUAUGGAAGCUGCCCUGGUUUGAAGGUGCUUGUUCCAUAUUCAUCAGAAGAUGCCCGGGGUCUGCUAAAAGCUGCUAUAAGGGACCCUGAUCCUGUUGUUUUCCUUGAAAAUGAGUUGCUAUAUGGUGAGUCUUUUCCUGUUUCAGAAGAAGCUCUUGAUUCUGAAUUCUGCCUUCCAAUAGGAAAAGCUAAGAUAGAACGAGAAGGAAAGGAUGUAACCAUUAUUGCCUUCUCCAAGAUGGUUGGUUAUGCUCUCAAGGCUGCCGAUAUGCUUGCCAAGGAAGCAAUAAGUGUUGAGGUUAUAAAUUUGCGCUCAAUUCGUCCCCUUGAUAGAGCAACAAUCAAUGCUUCUGUGAGGAAAACUAACAGACUAGUAACUGUGGAAGAAGGGUUUCCUCAAAAUGGUGUUGGUGCUGAGAUCUGUGCAUCUGUUGUUGAGGAGAGUUUCGGGUUUCUAGAUGCACCUGUUGAGAGAAUAGCUGCUGCUGAUGUUCCCAUGCCUUAUGCUGCUAAUCUUGAGAGGAUGGCUGUUCCACAGGUUGAGGAUAUGGUUCGUGCUGCGAAGAGAACUUGCUACAGAUCAGUUUGAAUAGCAGCAACUUGAUUUGGGAAUUUAACAGUCUUCUUUAUAAACCGCUGUGAGUCUAGGUUUAUUAGACCCUUAAAAACAUUUUCUUUGAAGAAAAAUUUGGGUAAUUCUGGUUGCUGGGUUAGCAAAUUCGUUUUAACGAGUGAGCUGAGCAGCAAUUCAGGAAAAUAAAACAAUGUAACCACGGUUCUUAACAACAAAUUCAGGAGAGAAUAACUGUAACUCGAGGGAACAAAACAAUAUUGCUGAAUCCUGAAAAAACUUCUAAUUGGUGUUCCUGUUCUUUACAUCAGAAGCGUGGCAUUU